CGGUCAUCUACAUUCUUUAAUUUUUAACGAAUGGAUUCCCAGUAGUGACUCCCUCGACUUAGAAUUAUAAAAGCCGUUCUAUCAAAUGCUGAUCAAACACGUAGUACGUCGGGUUUGUGCAGGGUCUGGAGGGUUUAAAGCUUUAAGAUUCUCUUGCUUGCCGAGAUUUAAGCCCACCGACAAGAGAAAUAGCAAAAAUGGAUGAUCCAAUUCAUAGGCUAGAGUUUGAGGUUAACAAUAAGGAAUACGUUCAAGAAACUGCUGUUGAAGUUAUGACAAACAACUGGUUCCAAAACGGAGAAGAAACAAAGAAGACGGACGUAAAUCAAGAUGCUAAAGUACAAGGAGCUUGGAAUAAGUUUGUAGAGCUUUGUACUUCAACAACGAUGCAUGGAGUGGGGAAUAUCUUUGCCGAGGAAGAGAAACCGUUUUUUCAGUCACCGAGAAGGAUUUUUUGGUUUUGCGCUGUGCUGGCGUGUGCGAGUUUUAGCUUUUAUGAAAUCUCACUGAACAUCAAGUAUUAUCUUGGAAAUCCAAUCAAUACUGUCUUCAAAGUUGAAUACGCUAGCGAACUAACAUUUCCCGUUAUUACUCUUUGUAAUAAUAAUCAAAUCCGCAAGUCUUGGGCCAUGAGUUCUCCGUAUAUGAGAGUAAUCCAGGCUUACGCAGCCAAACCUGGCCAACGAGGGUCAUCGAUAGACUGGAACUCGUACAACUGGACUGGCUUCAGUUUUGACAAGUUAAUGUUCAAAGCAGGACAUCAAGUGAAGGAUUUAGUGUUACAGUGUAAGUGGAAAGGAGCUCAGUGCUCUGCUGCGGAUUUUACACCAGAUCCUACCUUUCUUGGCGGAUGUUUCGCGUUUAACUACAAUCAGUAUUUAAAGAUAACCGGAACUGGGAUUGACAAUGCUUUACACCUUGUGCUUAACGUAGAACAAAAUGAAUACGUCGGAAAUCUCCGAAGUGGCGCGGGUUUCCGAUUGCUUUUCCGAGAAGCUCACGAACCUCCGAAUACAGAUCGAUUUGUCAUCGCUUUACAACCGGGGACGCAGACUUUGAUUCCGUUGACCCUGAAGAGUCUUAAAAGCCUUCCCGCGCCUUACGGAGAAUGCGAAGACCAAGAUAACCUAAAGAUGUUCAGUAAAUACAGCGUUACUGCGUGUGUCUAUGAAUGCCGGGCCAGGAUCGGAGGUGAAAGACGUGGAUGUCGAGAAAUGUACCCCGCCGGUAUUCAAACAGAUAUUCCUAUCUGUCUACCUCAAAAAUACAGGGAUUGUCUAAACCCUCUGAUAGUGGAAAUCAAUAGUAAAGGACUGUGCUCGAAAUGUAAAGCACCAUGUCAAAAAAACAACUACGUACCUAGGAUAUCGUACUCUCAGUACCCAGCCAAUCACGUCGCAGAUCACAUGGCAGAACAAAUGAACACGACUCGUCAGUUCAUCAGAGACAACUUCCUUGAAGUCAAUGUUUAUUUUGAGGACAUGGUCAUUGAGACCAUGGAGCAACAGCCGGCCUAUUCGCUGUCUAAUCUAGUGGGUGUCAUCGGCGGAACUUUGGGAGUUUUUAUUGGUGCAAGUAUUUUAACGGUUUCAGAAUUCCUUGAAUUUUUCAUUCUGUUAGUUAUCUCAAAACUGAAAUAGACUUUCUGAAACAAAGUAUUUUAGACAGAUAAAUGACAUGGAGCUUUGCGCAACAUCUCCCAAAAGUAAGAGGAUAAUUUUGCGAUCGUUUUUCCAUUUAUUAUCUAUUAUUUCUUCAUCUCAAUUUCAUAUUUAUUAGGCAGGGAGAGAACAACACAUGGAAUCAAACCCUCUAAACUAACUAUUCGAACUGACGUUAUAUAAUAAAAGUCAAUCUUGGUGUAUUUUCCCCUGAAUUUGUUUUUAAAGCCACGACAAAAGGCGAUGGUUUUGGGAGACACCAUUGACCAGUCAGCAUUAGCCUCGUUUUUAUGCGCAAAAGUUAAGUUCUUGAUUACUGGGAUGCCUGGGGAUGCAACUCCUUCACGCGCUUCAGAGGGACGCCUUCUGUUGAUGUAAUUUCUAAAAUAAGCUUUGUUCAGUUAUAAAGCACGCGGGCGUUGGCAGAACACGAGAGAAGUGUUAGGAAAAGCACGACACGUAUACGUAGCGGUGUGCUUCUCGACACUUCUCGAGUGUUCUGCCAAUCCCCAAGUGCUUUAUAACUCCACACAGCA
This is a messenger RNA of Actinia tenebrosa (Australian red waratah sea anemone), 2197 nucleotides long. RefSeq names its product acid-sensing ion channel 3-like. Gene Ontology annotation, biological process: sodium ion transmembrane transport. NCBI's taxonomy places the organism in Eukaryota, Metazoa, Cnidaria, Anthozoa, Actiniaria, Actiniidae. The record is from RefSeq and is a predicted model, not a curated record. Gene Ontology annotation, cellular component: plasma membrane. Gene Ontology annotation, molecular function: ligand-gated sodium channel activity.